CGGCGGCGGCGGGGCCAUGGACCGCGUCAGCAGCUCCAUGAAGCAGGUGUCCAACCCGCUGCCCAAGGUGCUGAGCCGGCGGGGCGGCGGCGGCGGGCUGGAGGCGGAGCGGGACGGCUUCGAGCGCGCCCAGACUGUCAGCAUCAAUAAGGCCAUUAAUGCUCAGGAAGUGGCUGUCAAGGAGAAACACGCCAGAACAUGCAUCCUGGGCACGCACCACGAGAAGGGGGCACAGACCUUCUGGUCCGUGGUGAACCGGCUGCCGCUGUCGGGCAACGCCGUGCUGUGCUGGAAGUUCUGCCACGUCUUCCACAAGCUGCUCCGGGACGGCCACGGCAACGUCCUGAAAGACUCUGUGAGAUACAAGAAUGAGCUGAGUGACAUGAGCAGGAUGUGGGGCCACCUGAGCGAGGGCUAUGGGCAGCUCUGCAGCAUCUACCUCAAACUGCUGAGAACCAAGAUGGAGUUUCACACCAAGAAUCCACGCUUCCCUGGCAACCUGCAGAUGUCAGACCGGCAGCUGGAUGAGGCGGGAGAGAGCGACGUCAAUAACUUUUUCCAGCUGACAGUGGAGAUGUUUGACUACCUGGAGUGUGAGCUGAACCUCUUCCAGACAGUGUUCAGCUCGCUGGACAUGUCCCGCUCGGUGUCGGUGACGGCAGCAGGGCAGUGCCGCCUGGCCCCGCUCAUCCAGGUCAUCCUGGACUGCAGCCACCUCUACGACUACACUGUCAAGCUGCUCUUCAAGCUCCACUCCUGUCUGCCAGCAGACACGCUGCAGGGACACCGGGAUCGCUUCCUGGAGCAGUUCAGGAAGCUGAAGGAGCUGUUCUACCGCUCCAGCAACCUGCAGUACUUCAAACGGCUGAUCCAGAUCCCUCAGCUGCCAGAGAACCCUCCCAAUUUCCUGCGUGCCUCGGCGCUGUCGGAGCACAUCAGCCCCGUGGUGGUGAUCCCUGCCGAGGCGUCCUCCCCCGACAGCGAGCCCAUCACCGACCUGCUGGAGAUGGACACGGCCUCGCAGAGCCUGUUUGACAAUAAGUUUGACGACAUCUUCGGCAGCUCUUUCUGCAGCGACCCCUUCAACUUCAGCAGCCAGAACAGGAUGAACAAGGACGACAAGGACCGUCUAAUCGAGCAGCUUUACGGGGAGAUCGCAGCCCUGAAGGAGGAGCUGGAGAACUUCAAGGCCGAGAGCGCCCGGGGCUCGGUGCAGCUGCGGGGCAGGGCCAGCGAGCUGGAGGCUGAGCUGGCAGAGCAGCGGCACCUGAAGCAGCAGGCGCAGGACGAGAGCGAGUUCCUGCGGGCAGAGCUGGAGGAGCUGAAGAAGCAGCGGGAGGACACCGAGAAGGCCCAGAGGAGCCUGACAGAGAUCGAAAGGCGGGCACAGGCCAACGAGCAGCGUUACAGCAAGCUGAAGGAGAAGUACAGCACGCUGGUGCAGAACCACGCCGACCUGCUGCGCAAGAACGCAGAGGUGACCAAGCAGGUGACAGUGGCCAGGCAGGCCCAGGGGGACGUGGAGCGGGAGAAGAAGGAGCUGGAGGACUCGUUCCAGCGGGUGAGCGAGCAGGCGCAGCGCAAGUCCCAGGAGCAGGCAGAGGUGCUGGACACACUGAAGCGGGAGCUGGCAGCCAGCAGACAGGAGCUGCAGGUCCUGCAGGGCACCCUGGAGUCCAGCACGCAGGCGGGAGCAGAGCAGAGCAGCAGGAUCUCCGUGCUGGAGCAGGAGAGGGCCAGCCUGAGCCAGGCAGCAGAGGGGCACAGGGAGGAGAUGGCUGCUCUGCAGGCUGAGCUGCAGCAGCUGCGGGAUGAGCUGAGGCACGAGCAGGAGAGCAGCAGGACGGAGCUGCAGAAGCUGCAGACGCAACUGAGGAACAAGGAGGAGGGGCAGCGGGUGCUGGAGCAGCACAUGGCCCAGGAGCAGCUGGUCCUGCUGCAGGGCACGGCGCAGGAGGCCGAGCGCAUGGUGCAGGAUGCCCUGGCUCGUAUGGACCAUCCCUCCCACAUCAGCUGCACUGGCUCAGCGGACUGCCUCCUGUCCAGGACACUGGCAGCCUCGGAGUGCGUGGAGCGGCUGCGGGACGCACACAGCAAAUACCUUUCCAAUGGUGCAGCCCUGGGCUCCCUGUUGCCCUGCCUGGCUCUCUUUGCCCACCUCGUCAGCGACACCCUCCUGCAGGGCAGCGCGACCUCCCACGUGGCCCCCCUGGAGCCCGCUGACCGGCUGCUGGAGAUGUGCAGGCAGUGUGGCAGCGAGGCCCUGAGCUACCUCAGCGCCCUGCAGGACCCAGCGAGGGUGGAAGGUGCCGACUGCAGCCUGUUGACGACCUGCCUGGGCCGGAUCAGCGCCAUCGGGGAGGAGCUGCGGCCCCGAGGGCUGGACGUCAGGCAGGAGGAGCUGGGUGACCUGGUGGACAAGGAGAUGGCAGCGACAGCAGUGGCCAUCGAAACGGCGGCUGCCCGCAUCGAGGAGAUGCUGAGCAAGGCACGAGCUGGUGACACUGGGGUCAAACUGGAAGUGAACGAGAGGAUCCUGGGCUCCUGCACAGGCCUCAUGCAGGCAAUCCACGUCCUGGUCCUGGCCUCCAAGGACCUUCAGAGAGAGAUCGUGGAGAGCGGGCGGGGUGCAGCAUCCCACAAGGAGUUCUACGCCAGGAAUUCCCGCUGGACCGAAGGCCUCAUCUCCGCCGCCAAGGCCGUGGGCUGGGGUGCCACCGUGCUGGUUGACGCUGCUGACCUAGUGGUGCAAGGCAAGGGCACAUUCGAGGAGCUGAUGGUCUGUUCCCGGGAGAUCGCAGCCAGCACAGCCCAGCUGGUGGCAGCCUCUAAGGUGAAGGCAGACAAAGACAGUGCCAACCUUUGCAAGCUCCAACAAGCCUCCCGCGGUGUCAACCAGGCCACAGCCAGCGUGGUGGCCUCCACCAAGGCUGGGAAGUCCCAGGUGGAGGAGAAAGACAGCAUGGACUUUUCCAGCAUGACACUCACCCAGAUCAAGCGUCAGGAGAUGGACUCUCAGGUGCGGGUGCUGGAGCUGGAGAACCAGCUGCAGAAGGAGCGGCAGAAGCUGGGAGAGCUGCGCAAGAAGCACUACGAGCUGGCAGGAGUGGCAGAGGGCUGGGAGGAGGAUGCUGCAGAUUAACACCCCCAGCAGAAGCAGCCGUGGGGAUACCCCCAGGACAGGAUGGGACCCAGCUGGGUGCAGCCUGUUGGGAAGAUC
Molecule: messenger RNA, 3220 nt
Organism: Colius striatus (speckled mousebird)
Lineage: Eukaryota; Metazoa; Chordata; Aves; Coliiformes; Coliidae
Gene: HIP1
Product: huntingtin interacting protein 1
Exons: 31
Coding region: 17-3142 (1041 amino acids)
Biological process (GO): actin filament organization; endocytosis; clathrin coat assembly
Cellular component (GO): clathrin-coated vesicle; actin cortical patch; presynapse
Molecular function (GO): phosphatidylinositol-3,5-bisphosphate binding; phosphatidylinositol-3,4-bisphosphate binding; actin filament binding
Source: RefSeq, a predicted model, not a curated record